Molecule: messenger RNA, 327 nt
Organism: Lachancea lanzarotensis
Lineage: Eukaryota; Fungi; Ascomycota; Saccharomycetes; Saccharomycetales; Saccharomycetaceae
Gene: GRX8
Product: LALA0S01e11298g1_1
Exons: 1
Coding region: 1-327 (108 amino acids)
Source: RefSeq, a predicted model, not a curated record
AUGUCUGAAUACGUUAACGAAGCUAAAGAAGUCAUUUCGUCUCAGAAAUUUGUUCAAUUGUCCGCCAAUUACUGCCCUGAUUGUGUUUACGCUAAUUCGAUCUGGAAAAAGUUUGGUGUCCUAGACAAAAUUCUGUUGUUCGAAAUCGGUGCUUUCGACAGGGCCACUCAGCUGAAAUACAGAGAUGCGUUCGAGCAGGUGGCAGGAAUCAGAAACCUACCAACCAUUUUCGUAAACGGGAAAGUUUGGGGUACAGAGCGCGAACUGCACCGGUUCGAAAAAAAUGGUACUCUGAGCGAAGAGCUCAAGAAAAUAGGCCUUCUAUAA